Vanessa atalanta (red admiral) is the source of this 3046-nucleotide messenger RNA. RefSeq lists its product as uncharacterized. Lineage: Eukaryota; Metazoa; Arthropoda; Insecta; Lepidoptera; Nymphalidae. Gene Ontology annotation, molecular function: phosphoprotein phosphatase activity. The coding region runs from base 539 to 2635 and encodes 698 amino acids. The record is from RefSeq and is a predicted model, not a curated record. The transcript is spliced from 11 exons.
GCCAUUUUGACAUUUGUUUGGCUUUGUGUUUUUCAAUAUAUUAAUUAUCAUUUAAUUACAUGAUUAGAGUGAAGCGCAUAUUCACUUCCGUCAUUUAAUUGCUUUAAUAAAAUAUUUGACAAUUAAAACUGUACGCAUCAGUGAGAGUUGUUUUCGGUUACUGGCGCAUAAAUCAAUAAUGUGUUAGCGCCGCUUUUUUCUUUUUCGCGAGAGUUAUUUUAUAGUUAUUUCGUUAGUGCAGUGCUUAUAUUAAUAGUGAUUAUUUAAUUAAUACUCAUCAGAAAAUUUCGAACGAGUGUUUCGUAAGAAUAUAAUUGAAAAAGUAUAUAAAAUUGUCGUAAAAAAAGGCGCGAAGUUGUUUGCCGCGCCGAAUUUUUUGGGUUGAAAUUUUAUAAUUAAACAAAGAAUAUUUCUUACGUAUCUGUCAAUAAAAUCUGUGUUUAGAAUAAACACAUUGUAAUGCAUAAAUAUAAACUGUUACAUCAUUUAAAUGUCUGGAGUAAAACUUAACUUUCUAAUCGUAUAGAGUUCAUGUUAAAUGCCCCAUAAUCUUGCGAUGCGGUUAAGAAGUAGGAAAAGGGAGCGACCGCUCUCAGCGACAAAGUCUCAAAGAUCGAAAAAUUUAAAAGCAAAAUCUCUUAACAAGCCUCUACUGAAAAACAAGUCAACUUGGGAAAAGGUUUUGAGUGGGGAAAAUGGUCUAUCAUCUGGACCAUCCCUGCAUUGUAUUACACGAUCUCAGAAAAAUCUAGAACUCAAAACAAGGCCAGUUAGAACGAAAAUCGUCAAAAAGAUGGAAAAACCCGUGGAGAUAAAGAAGUCUAAGUCGAAGGAGGAAUCGUGUGCUAAGAAGCCAAUCUUUCAAACUGUUGUCCGUAAUACGAAUAAAGACAUUGUAACAUCAACGACUAAGCCUAAAAUGCAGAAUGAUAAGGUUACAACCACAUCAAAGAACAAAUUGAAAGAUGUACGUACAACGAAAAGUGUUCAACUACGUCAAAGUUCUCUGAAUAGAGAGUUGAGAAAGACAGAAUCUGUAUCAUCAGCAUUGAGCUCACCAAGAAAGACCAGAAGAAUGGAUAAGCCUGAUAAAUCAGCUUCAUUAAACAGCUCCCCCAUACGUAAAGUUCGUCAAUUGGGUGUACCUUCAAUGAAAAUGAGCAAGAUAGCGGUGAGCUCGACUAAUGAAAGUCCCAAAAAGAAAAUUAGAUCCAAAGCUCCAGUGGUACCAGAACAAUCCAAUCCCUUUCCAGAUGACAAUGACAUCACAAUGUAUGAACCACAUACAACUACAUUUGUUGAUUUCUCAGUGCCGAAAAAUGAGGACUCCGACUCAGAUGGCCAAGUAGAAUCAUCAGAACUUUGUCUUCCAAAUGACUGCCUUAAUGAUUUGAUGGCUAUUGCGGAAUGUGCAAGACUAAUAAACAAUAAGGUACCGACAGAGGAUGAAGAUAUUGACCUGCUUGCUGAUAAAGCAGCCAAGGUGAUGACCACUGAGAAGGAAGAUAUGAAAGGGAAUAAGAUAGCUAUUGACAAGAAGAUGAAGCGUCGUAAGUCUAGCAAUGACCUUGAAAUGUAUCAACCUACUUCAACUACGGAUGAUUUGGAUGUUUGUGGGGAUUUUCUUAACUCUGGGGAUAAGUAUGUUAAGCCCGACUUUGUGUCUAUGCUAGAGAAAGAUGUCUAUGUUCGAGAUCCAGAAUGUGAAAUAUCAUCAACUUGUGGUGACACCCAGGGCACUGCAAUAGAGAGCCUUGAAGCUUUGUCAGCUAGAAACCCUAGUACGGGAUUUUUGGCUGAAAUAAGCCAGAGUCUCGCUGCUGAAGCUGCAGGAUGGGGUGCAUCUGACGUUGUGGUGGAUGAAAAUUCUUUGAAUUGUCACGAUGAACCUACUCCAGAUAUUGAGGAGGAAGCAGCGGCUGUGAUAUCUUCCUGCAGCGUCCGAGCUGAAUGCGAGCAGAUAUCUUCCUGGGCGGAUGCUUUCGAUCCAUACCUUUUUAUUAAACAGCUGCCGCCGCUGGAGUCGGUGUGCUGCGGCGCGGGGGCGCUGCGCGCGCGCUGCCCGGCGCUGCCGCUCAAGACGCGCACCAGCCCCGACUUCAGCCUCGUUUUAGAUUUGGACGAAACAUUGGUGCACUGCUCGUUACAAGAACUACCGGACGCGAGCUUUCACUUCCCGGUUCUGUUCCAGGAUUGUCGCUAUACGGUGUUCGUCCGCACCCGGCCUCAUUUCGCCGAGUUUCUGUCGCGUGUGUCUCGCCUGUACGAGGUAAUCCUGUUCACGGCCAGCAAGCGAGUGUACGCCGAUCGCUUGCUCAACCUGCUGGACCCCGCGCGACGCUGGAUUAAAUACCGAUUAUUCCGCGAACACUGUCUUCUCGUGAACGGGAACUAUGUCAAAGAUCUCUCGAUACUCGGCAGGGAUCUACGGAAGACCGUCAUAGUUGAUAACAGCCCUCAGGCGUUUGGUUAUCAACUGGAGAAUGGCAUACCAAUUGACAGCUGGUUCGUGGACCGCAGUGACAACGAACUGCUGAAGCUGCUCCCGUUCCUAGAAAACCUGGCUACUAAAGACGACGUACGACCGUAUAUCCGUGAUAAAUACAAACUAUUCAGCUAUCUGCCUCCGGACUAAGAUUCUACGCAAUAAUUGUUCGAAAUCGUUCUUAAAUUGUACGCGCAAUAACACUAUAUUAACUUGAAGCCCUUUCUACUAUCACAGAGUUUAAUCACACUGGAGGCUUUUGAAAUUAAACCAUUUUAAUGGUUUUUUUUUUUUUAAGUUUUUGUAUGUGAAACUGUUUUAAAGAUUGUUAGUGCAACGAUUCUCUGUGUAUUUUUUUGUUGUUCUUAUUUCAAAUGUCACAAUGAUUUUUUUUUUAAUUUAUAAUUGGAAACAAUCUUCAUUCAAGUUAGUAUAGUGUUAACUGUUUUCUGUCUACCAGAUUUUUUUUUUUAAAUAUGUAUGAAACGCUGGGCCGUUUUCAGUUCUUUUUUUUUAUAAUUGGUUUACAUUUAUGCUUAAGGAUGGAAAUUUGUUUUAUUU